AUGGCCAUGAUCGACGUGGCACUCACAGGCAUCCCGUUGAGACUGAUCAACGGGACCCAGCUCCGAGGCAGCAGGUCGCACGGAGGCAUCACGCUCGCACUUGUUAGCCAGCUCCGCUCUUACCGGGACUGGGCGUCGAGGAACAGGAGCAUCCGGCACAAGUGCACACUGCGGAUGGGUGGCUUGGUCACACCUCUUCUACGCGCCGUCGGCUUUACACCUGACAGAGAGGACGAGGUCGCACCACCCGAAGGGCUCGAUCUCGAGUACCUGAGGAACAGCGUCUUCUUGCAGAAGACGUCAGACGCCAGCCGACUCCUGUACCAGUUACCCACGUUCAGCUCGGCGCUUCCCUCAUGUUGCUCCCCAGCCCCAGCUGGACGACGAUCAGAGGAGGGUCCAACAUCGAGUUCAACCCACCUCAGUCUGCUCUCUACACCGGAGAUCGACCGACCGCCAGAGACUACGCCACACCUCAGGCGACCACACACCGCGGCGAUCCGUCUCACGAGCUUGACACCACGCAGACGGACGAGCUCGAGCACUGCACUUCCGGUUACGCCACCACCGCCAGACAGACCGCCGGGUGAAGGCGGCUCACCAGCACAUAGGCAUUCUUCAGCGGUGGAACAAGGCGCAGGACAAGAUCACCAGCAAGCUCAAGAGCAAGGAGGUGUCCACAGGACCGCAGUCGGUCCACGCCAGGCGAUCCCCUCUGAGGACGACGACGAGCCAGACCACGACACCACCGGCGGACGACCACUACCUCCUGAGCCACCACGACACUCUUCCUUCGAGCCGCGACAGCAGCGGAAGAGGCGCUUGGAGAGCCGCAGACAGCGAGACCAUCAGGCGCAGGAGCUGACGCAGACUUGCCAUUCAGGCGAUGCAGCUCUACUCGAGGCCGACAGCGCCGACAGACCACACACCGCCGAGAGCUCCGCCGGACCAGUACGUGCCUUACACCACCGAGCGAGCUGCGCCUACCACCGUCCCUACUUACACGCAGGAGAGCAUGCAGGAGGAUCUCGACGACUUCAUCUACGGACGCCGCUGAUGCUCUCUCCUGACGCCACUCGACCGACCACCACCACUGUAUCAUUCCAUUUUCCCUUUUCUUUUUCUUUUAUUGAGUCUGUUUAA
Messenger RNA from Microthlaspi erraticum, 1143 nucleotides. NCBI's taxonomy places the organism in Eukaryota, Viridiplantae, Streptophyta, Magnoliopsida, Brassicales, Brassicaceae. The record is from the annotation of a GenBank genome assembly.